AUGGAAGGUCCGAAAAUAUUCAUCACUGGAGCCACGGGGUACAUUGGCGGAAACGUAUUGAGCAAAGUUGUCGAGACUCACCCCGAGUUUCAGAUAACUGCGCUUAUGAGAAAUGCUACCAGCGACUUUACUUCCAGAUAUCCCAACGUUAGUAUUGUCCAAGGUACCUUCGAUGACUUUGAAGUCAUAGAAAAUGCGGCCCAGGACGCCGAAAUUGUCAUCCAUACCGGCGAUAUUGACCACCCCGGCUGCGCAAAAGCAAUCUUGUCUGGGCUGGCCAGGAAAACGUCCAAAAGCUUUCUCAUUCAUCUAACAGGCACUGCUUGCAUCUCAGAUAUGAAUGAGCAGUCUUGGGAAGGUAAAGUCAAUGAGCACAUCUGGGAUGACGUUCAGGACAUAGAUGAGAUCUACAACCUCCCCGAGACCGCGUGGCACCACGCCAUUGAUCAGUGGAUCACGGAUGCCAGCAACGACAAGGUCAAGACGUUGACCAUUUGCCCCCCAGAUCUGUAUGGCCAGAGCACCACAGUCGGUGGCAGGACGACAUACUUGGUGCCCGAAUAUGUGGCUGCAAUUAUGAAAUACAAGGAGGCGUUCUAUCUAGGCGAGGGACAAAACGUGAGAGCUGUUACGCACAUCGAUGACCUUACGGAGCUUUUUGUCCUCGUUCUGGAAAAGUAUCUGGAGGGAGGUCAAGAUCUACAGUAUGGUAGAGAGGGCUUCUACUUUGCGACCGCGGACGAGGUGGCCUGGAAGUCGACCGCAGAAGCCAUAAACAAGAUCGGCCAGGAGCAGGGUUGGUUGCCUGCUGGCACCCGAACAGUGUCUUGGACCAAGGAACAGCUGGCUGCGGUGCUUCCCGACCGGUCUGCGCUGACAUUAUAUAUCUGGGGUUCCAACAGCAGGGCCAGGUCGACAAGGGCUAAGAAGCUAGGAUGGAAGCCGCAUGGGCCUAGUUUUUGGGAGACGCUGCCCCAGGAUUGCCAGGUAGCUGCAAACAAGCAGCCGUUUUCUGCCUUGGGUAUAGUAUAA
This is a messenger RNA of Trichoderma atroviride IMI 206040, 1032 nucleotides long. RefSeq lists its product as uncharacterized. The record is from RefSeq and is a predicted model, not a curated record. Lineage: Eukaryota; Fungi; Ascomycota; Sordariomycetes; Hypocreales; Hypocreaceae.